AUGAGGUUCGUCUCACUUGCCGUAGGGGCAGCCUUGCUAGGCGCUGCAGGCGCCUCCUCGAUUUCUUCCAAUGUAGGCUUGCUCAAAGCCAAUGGUGUUGCGCUCGGAAACUGGGAAGCUGCCUACGAGAAAGCAUCCGCUUUUGUCUCAGGCCUGACCACUGAUCAGAAACUGGCUUUGAUCACGGGUAGUAAUGUUGAGUCGGCUAAUGGAAACUUCACUCCCCUCUACUUCCUCGACGGAGACAUGGGUCUUCAGGACUUCUAUUAUGUUUCUGCUUUCAGCUUGUCCUCGGCUCUUGCGAUGACCUGGGAUCGCGACGCUAUUUAUGAGCAGGCUAAAGCUGUCGGAUCGGAGUUCUAUAACAAGGGUGUUCAAGUGGUCGCUGGACCCACGUCUCAGCCAUUGGGGCGUACCCCUUGGGGUGGUCGUGGCGUCGAAGGGUUUGGCCCGGAUCCUUAUCUCAAUGGCUUGGCUACUGGACUCACCACCAAGGGCUAUGUUGAUGCUGGAGUGAUACCGGGUGGUAAGCACUUCCUCUUAUACGAGCAAGAAACCAACAGGACCUCCAGUUUUGGAAGCAGCGGAGAAGGCUCUCCCUACUCCUCCAAUGCGGAUGACAAAACCAUCCAUGAAACAUAUCUGUGGCCAUUCUACGAUGCAGUGAAGAAUGGCGCUGGCGCGGUGAUGUGCGCAAUGACCAAGGUCAACGGCACCAUGGCUUGCGAGAAUUCGGAUCUUCUGAUGAAGAUGUUGAAGACGGAACUUGGCUUCCCGGGUAUGGUCUGGCCUGACAUGAAUGGUCAAAACAGCGCCAAGGGAUCAGCUUUGGGUGGUGAGGACUAUGGAUCGAGUUCUAUCUGGAGUACUUCGACCAUGGAAAGUUUCUUGUCGAACGGUACCCUCAGUGAGGCUCGCUUGAACGAUAUGGCCAUCAGGAAUCUGAUAGGUUACUAUUACGUUAACCUGGACAACGGCCGCCAGCCUACAAGGCAAACGACAGAUGUCUAUGUGGACGUUAGAGCUAACCAUUCCAAGCUGAUUCGAGAGAACGGAGCGAAGUCCAUGGCGUUGUUGAAGAAUGAGGGUGUGCUGCCGCUAAGCAAGCCCCAUGUUAUGAGUAUCUUUGGAGCUCACGCUGGCCCUAUCAUGGGCGGCCCGAAUAGUAAUGUCGAUGUCAUGGGCUCCGGUCCGACCUAUCAGGGUCACCUGGCCACAGGCUCGGGAUCCGGAAUGGCAUCUAUGCCCUAUUUGAUCACUCCCUACGAUGCCCUGACUAACAAGGCGGCCCAAGACGGAACAGUGUUGCGUUGGGUGUUAAACGAUACUUACAGCUCUGGGGGAGGCUCUUCGCUAGUUCCAUCGAGUACGUCCUCUACUGCCGUGGAGCCGUCCUUUGAGAACUUUGCCACCGGAUCGGAUAUCUGCCUGGUCUUCAUAAAUGCCCUGGCUGGAGAAGGUGCGGAUCGAACCGAGCUAUAUAACGCAGACCAAGACGCUAUGGUGAACACGGUUGCGGAUAACUGCAACAACACAGUCGCGGUGGUCAAUACUGUUGGACCGCGACUGCUGGAUCAGUGGAUCGAGCACGAUAACGUUACAGCCGUUCUCUAUGGAUCUCUCCUCGGACAGGAAUCGGGUAACUCAAUCGUGGACCUUCUCUAUGGCGACGUCAACCCAUCCGGCCGUCUUGUCCACACCAUUGCCAAGAACGAGAGUGACUACAAUGUUGGACUUUGCUAUACCGCCCAAUGCAACUUCACCGAAGGAGUCUACCUCGACUACCGCUACUUCGACGCCCACAACAUCACCCCCCGAUACCCCUUCGGCCACGGCCUCUCCUACACCACCUUCCACUACUCAUCCCUAGCCAUCAAAGCCCCCUCAUCCAUAACGAAAGCACCAAAAGGCAACCUCACCGUCGGCGGCCCCAGCGACCUCUGGGACGUCGUAGGAACCGUCUCCGCCCGCAUCGCCAACAACGGCACCCUUUCCGGCGCAGAGGUUCCUCAGCUCUAUCUCGGCUUCCCCGAUUCGGCAGAUCAACCCGUUCGUCAGUUGAGGGGGUUCGAUCGUGUUGAACUUUCAGCUGGGCAGGAAGCGGUUGUUACUUUUAAUUUGCGGCGGAGGGAUAUCUCUUAUUGGAAUCUGAAGACUCAGCAGUGGAUGGUUGCUGGGGGGAAGUAUACGGUCUUUGUGGGGGGGAGUUCGAGGGAUUUGAGGUUGAAUGGGACGUUUUUUCUUUGGGUUGGGUCUUAG
Molecule: messenger RNA, 2259 nt
Organism: Aspergillus oryzae RIB40
Lineage: Eukaryota; Fungi; Ascomycota; Eurotiomycetes; Eurotiales; Aspergillaceae
Exons: 4
Coding region: 1-2259 (752 amino acids)
Biological process (GO): glucan catabolic process
Molecular function (GO): beta-glucosidase activity
Source: RefSeq, a predicted model, not a curated record